AUGGACGUCGACUCUGAGCCAUUCAUUACACGCGUCCCUUCACCCUCACCGCCAACUCUACCUGCUCCUGACUCCUACGACGACUACCGCGAUGCACAGACCCCGAUAGCCAUUGACAAUGGCGCGACAACGCUGCGAUAUGGCUUCUGUACCUCGCCAAACCCUCGCUCAACCCUGAAUGUAAUAGCAAAAUAUAAAGAACGUCGAACGAACAAGCCUCUUUUACUCUUUGGAGACGGAGUAGAUGUUGAGGGUGGGGCAAAGAUUCAGGCAAGGACACCAUGGGAGGGUGACAUACUGCUCAAUUCUGAUGCUUUGGAAAACGCAUUAGACUGUGUCUUCAUUCAACUCGGCGUUAAUACGGCCACAGUGGACCACCCGAUUAUAAUGUCUGAGCGUCUCUGCUCCCCCAUACAUUCUCGGUCAUUAACCUCAGAACUGCUUUUUGAGCAAUACCGAGCGCAGUCUGUUACCUACUGUGUUGAUGCGGUCAUGUCCUUCUACCACAACAACGGGCUCAAUCAAGACGGCCUGGUCCUUUCAUUCAACAACGCGUCUACGUCGGUCAUUCCCGUUCUUGGAGGCAAAGGAAUCUUAAGCCACGCCAAACGUAUCCCAUGGGGCGCGUCUCAGUCCGCAGACUACCUCCUCAAACUGAUACAACUGAAAUACAACAACUUUCCAACCCGAGUAACUCCCUCGCAAUCCCAGUGGAUGUUACACACCUUCUGCGAGUUCGCGCCGGAUUACCCUGCGUUGAUCCGCUCGCUCAAUUCCAUCACAGCCCUCCAACGGGCAGACCGAAUUAUUCAGUUCCCUUUCGCCCUACAUCUGACCGAAGAAAAGUCGCCGGAAGAGUUGGAGAAAGCCGCAGAGCGGAGGCGAGAGCAAGGGAAAAAGUUGCAGGAGAUGGCUGCGAAGAUGCGCACGGAGAAGUUGGCGCAGAAGGAGAACGACCUUGAGUAUCUUGUGAAUCUGCGUGAGGGUAAGGCAGACGAUACCAAAAGGGAAUGGGCGUACAAAUUACAAACAGAGGGCUUCGAUGACGAUGCGGCCCUGGACGAAGCAAUCAAGAAACUCGAGAACGAUGUGAAGAAAGCUCGCAGAAAGGAAGCAGUCGGGGAAGUAGAAGAGAUUGAAGAGCCCACGUAUCCUCUACUAGACGUUCCAGAUGAUCAGCUGGACGAAGAGGGUCUGAAAGAAAAAAAGAAGCAAAAACUCUUGAAGGCUGGAUCGGAAGCUCGAGCUCGAGCCAGAAAGGAGAAGGAAAAGGAGCGCGAAGAACGUGAGCGGGUUGAUAGAAUGGAGGAGGAGGAGCGACAAGACGAUCUGGACAGAUGGGUACGCAAAAUGCGCACAGAGCAAGAAAACUUGAUGACGAAAAUCAAAGAUAGAGAGCGCAGAAAAGCGGCUCUCAGUGACAGGAAAAGUGCCGCUGCUCAAGCACGCAUGAAAAAUAUCGCUAGUCUAGCGGCUGAUGAGCGGAUGCCAAAGAAGAAACGGAAAGCUGGAGGAGAGGACACCUUCGGAGCAAACGAUGCAGACUGGGCCAUUUAUCGGAAGAUCAACAUAGCUGCUCCUUCGGACGACGAAGAAGAGGAUAUGUUACAAUUACAAAUGGUCGAAUCGAAACUCCUCACUCAUGACCCCACAUUCACGCUCCACCACACACAUGCGUCAAUUACCUCAAAGCGUUCCGAACUCAUCUCCACCCUCCGGCCAGUCUACGAGGAAGGCGAUGUUCCGGGCUCCUGUAGAGUUCAUCUGAACACGGAGCGCUGGCGAGUUUGCGAGACCUACUUUUCCCCAGGUAUGGCUGGUGUCGACUCCGCUGGACUGGGAGAAGUCAUCCAGAAUAUCCUUGCUCGAUUUAGCGACGAAGAGAAAGGAAAGCUUGUCAAGAAUGUCUUCCUGACUGGUGGGCCAGCACAAUUCACUGGUCUUGUGCCUCGGUUGCAAACUGCCUUGCGACCAAUUCUACCUCCAGAGAUGCCGAUUCAAAUAUUUAGCGCCAAAGAUGUUAGUUCUGACGCAUGGCGAGGGAUGGCCAGGUUUUCCCAGCAGCCGGACUUUUCACAAAGCGCCAUAAGCCUGGCGGAAUACGAGGAGUUUGGAGGCGAAAGGAUAAAACGGUGGUGGGGCGGCAACUGGAACUAG
Mycena indigotica is the source of this 2157-nucleotide messenger RNA. RefSeq lists its product as uncharacterized. The record is from RefSeq and is a predicted model, not a curated record. Gene Ontology annotation, biological process: regulation of DNA-templated transcription. Bases 1 to 2157 code for a protein of 718 amino acids. Gene Ontology annotation, cellular component: Ino80 complex; cytoplasm. NCBI's taxonomy places the organism in Eukaryota, Fungi, Basidiomycota, Agaricomycetes, Agaricales, Mycenaceae. The transcript is spliced from 9 exons.